Drepanopeziza brunnea f. sp. 'multigermtubi' MB_m1 is the source of this 642-nucleotide messenger RNA. RefSeq lists its product as uncharacterized. Lineage: Eukaryota; Fungi; Ascomycota; Leotiomycetes; Helotiales; Drepanopezizaceae. The record is from RefSeq and is a predicted model, not a curated record.
AUGCCUUCCACAAUCUCCAUGAUCAUUGCUAUCUUUGCAGCUGGCUCUGCAAUUGCUUCUCCCGUUGAGAUUGUUGCAAGACAGGGUGGAGGCCAGCCCAAAACCAUCCCCGUGGUCGUCGGCAGUCUCACCAACGCAAAGCAAACCACUUUCACCCCGAACACCGUCCAAGCCAAUGCGGGAGACACUGUUCAAUUCCAGUUCGCGUCAGCCAACCACACUGUCACCCAAGCUUCGGGCGCAGACGCUCCCUGCGCGCCCAUGCAGGGCGGCGCCAACAGUGGCUUCAUGCCAGUGCAGGCCAACGCGAAGACGUUCAUGGCGUUCAACAUGAAGGUCACGGAUGCAAGCACACCAAUGUACAUGUACUGCGCAGCGGCCAACCAUUGCCAGCUGGGAAUGACAAUGACCAUCAACGCAGCCGCCGGAGAUGCGAAGGCUUACAACAAAGCCGCUACCAAGCAACAGACAAACACUCCGGCUGACAACGUCGCCGGAGGGAGCAUCACCCAAGUUACCAAGAAGCAAGUUCAAGCUGCCGGUGGUGGUGCUGCCGGUGGUAAGGCUGCUGCUGCUGGUGGUGCCGGCGGUGGUGCCGGCGGCCUCCUGGCUGCCUUGGGCGGCGGCAACAAGGGGAACUAA